Messenger RNA from Microdochium trichocladiopsis, 606 nucleotides. RefSeq lists its product as uncharacterized. The transcript is spliced from 5 exons. The coding region runs from base 1 to 606 and encodes 201 amino acids. The record is from RefSeq and is a predicted model, not a curated record. NCBI's taxonomy places the organism in Eukaryota, Fungi, Ascomycota, Sordariomycetes, Xylariales, Microdochiaceae.
AUGAUUUGUUUGUCCAAGUUGCCCAGAUAUGCGAACGAGUUGGGGUCUGAAUUCGAUGCAACCUCCAAUAAUGGUCACCAGAACUCGAAAAGUCGCUGCACAAACGACGCGACUGCAGAAGCUAUUGGGCGUCAAAGCCCUAGCAUCCUUACCGUCUACUCUGGUGUCACGUCUCAUUUUCCCACGCCAAAACACCAGACCAUUGCGCAGCAAAUCAAGCCUCGCGGAGCACUGCGGAACGGCAGCGCACCAUGGCCAGGCCACUGCGCCUCUCAACCCUCUACUCAGUGCGAGAAGCGUCGCUACCGACCUCGCCUCUACCUGCAAACACCGUUGGAAGGCCUUGUCACUUGCUCUGGAGGGGAGUAUUGGGACGCUCGGGAGCGACUGGCCCUGCAUAGUUCGUUGAAGGCCUCUGCUCAAGAUAUGCGCGUCCCUGGUCAGGAGGCCGGUGGAGCCAUCCAGGGUCUUGCUCUGAGGAGAGGCUGGUGGCGUUUCGAUCUCCAUUACCGCCGCUCAAGCACGGGUGGAAGUAGACUUGUGCUCACAAACACAUAUUCAUUCUCGGCGAGAAAGAGGUACUCGCAUACGGCAAGCAAGCGAUGA